AUGGAGGGCGAUGAGGUUAUCGGCGCACCAAAGCAUCCUGAUUGGCUGCAAAUGGUGCGCAUCAAGGAAGGGGAAGUUCCCCGCAUGAUCACCUAUGUUUCGACUAGGCUCUCCCGCUAUCGUCCUGCCAUGCGUUGUGACAUUGUCGACCAUCGCGACAUCUUCAUCCUCUCCCUCUUUAGUGGGGGCGAGGUUCUUAACUUAAUGAACGUCUACUCUGACGAUCAACACACAGCUAUUGAGCACCUCGCUGCUCGUGUGCAUUCUUUGCCACCUUUCAUCUAUAUCGCUGGUGACUUCAACUGCGUGUUGACGACCUGGGAUGACUAUGAGCAUGGCGAGUCAUUGACAGCAAUAUCGUUGCAGGAUACCGCAUCUCAGAUCGGCCUCGAAUGGGCACGACCUUCUAAUCAUGGACCGACAAGGAUCAGUCCUAAUCCAAACCAGAGAUCCAACGUGUUGGAUCUUGUAUUCUUAGCUCCAUCUGAGAUCCUAAUCUCAAUGCCCAGAUUGGAGCACAAUCUCCAGGGUCCGUCAGAUCAUGUCCCGAUCUGCACAGAUCUUGAUAUCAGUCCUGAACCGCCCGGAUGUGGGCAACAGACAAUUAAACCCGGAAGCGAGGCUGAGAAGUCUUUCAUUUCGGAUAUUCUCCGGGAUCUUGCGGCUAUUCCUGUCGCAGCCCCGGCAACCAAGGAAGGCGUUGAAGCUUUAGCUGAUGCUAUCGCGACCGCGUUCUCGGACGCAUGGCUUGUCCAUUCGACUGAGUCCAAACCUACCAAGCGCUCCAAGUCCUGGUGGACGGACAAGUGCUCGGAGACAUUCGGAGUAUAUCAGUUGAGCCGCUCACUGGCUGAUUACAACAAGUUUAAGAAGGCGUGUAAGGACGCCAAACGUGACUUCUUCGACGAACGCAUCGCGGAGAUCGCUACUUCUCGCAAGCGCCCGUGGGACCUAAUGGAAUGGGUCAAACAGCGCAAGCUACCACCCUGUGAGGCUAUUCGCAAUGGCGACCAGCCUUGCCAUGAUAUGGACGACCUCUGGGACGCCCUGCACGGCACGUACAACUUGGCUCUGGUCGCGAGUACGAUGCCUCAGUCUUCGACGAGCUUCCCGACGAGCCGGUCCGGGUGCUCCAACUCCUCUGCACCAGGACCGGACCACGUUACAUGGGUCCACCUAAAGGAGCUGCUCAAGGAUAAACACGUCCUUGUGCUCUUCAUCGUGCUGGCCAACGCUUGCCUUCGGGUGGGUCAUUGGCCACGUAUUUUUAAGGAGUCGCUAUCGGUUAUCGUUCUGAAGCCAAAUAAGCCCUCCUACGCUGUGCCGAAGGCUUUCAGGCCUAUCAUACUCCUCAUCACUUUUGGUAAACUUAUUGAGAAGAUGAUUGCCAAUAGGAUACAGUUUGACACUGUCAAGCAUGAUAUCUUCCAUCCUAACCAACUUGGUGGCAUUCGCCAAAGGUCAACUGAGGAUGCUGGACUGAUUCUGACCCAUCUCGUGUGA
Molecule: messenger RNA, 1503 nt
Organism: Cyclocybe aegerita
Lineage: Eukaryota; Fungi; Basidiomycota; Agaricomycetes; Agaricales; Hemipholiotaceae
Source: the annotation of a GenBank genome assembly